AUGUUCCCUUUACAGAAAUGCGAAGACAAGUGCUUCCAGAUUUCGUUUAAUCCUCACCAACACAUAAUCCCUGAAGAUCUCAUCUUUGGGCCUCAAGUGUCAGUGGAAGCUCAUGAUGAUAGUAACAACAACAAUAAUAAUGGUGUCAACAAUUUGGGAACUCGUGGAAGAAGGAAGCUGCUUCAGAAUUUGGAUCAUGGCGUUUCGGAUCAAGAUCAUCAAAUCAAGUUGAUGCAUCGAGAAAGGGAGAGGCAAAGAAGACAAGAAAUGGGUGCUCUUUAUAUGUCUCUAAGAACCCUACUUCCUCUUGAAUUUAUCAAGGGGAAAAGGGCGAUAUCGGAUCAAAUGAAUGGGGCGGUGAAUUAUAUAAAGUAUCAGAAGAAGAAAAUCAAAGAGUUUGAAGCUAAAAGAGAUGAAUUGAAGAAGCUGUAUAAUAGUUCAAAUGACUUAGAAAUAUCAAGAGGACAGACUCCAAUUUGCAGCUUCAAAGUUAGCUCCUUUGAUGGAGGACUUGAAAUCUUGAUCAUAACAAAUGAUUUCCAUGGAUUUCCCCUUUCAAGAAUCUUGAAAGUAAUUGUUGAUCAAGGGUUGGAUGUCGUCCGCUGUGGUUCGACCACGAUGAACGACAAAUCAAUGCACACCAUUCAAAUGGAGGUUAGUGAUUCAACCACCCUUGAUCUCAGUCAGCUUGGAAAGAAGCUUACAGAAGCAGUGCCACAGCUGAAACAAGUAACAGAUUAACAUUAAUUACUUGUUGUCUAUGAUUAAUUAGGCUUUACUUUUUCCCUUUUUUUUUUUUUU
Cucurbita pepo subsp. pepo (vegetable marrow) is the source of this 801-nucleotide messenger RNA. RefSeq names its product transcription factor bHLH118. Lineage: Eukaryota; Viridiplantae; Streptophyta; Magnoliopsida; Cucurbitales; Cucurbitaceae. Gene Ontology annotation, cellular component: RNA polymerase II transcription regulator complex. Gene Ontology annotation, molecular function: RNA polymerase II transcription regulatory region sequence-specific DNA binding; DNA-binding transcription factor activity, RNA polymerase II-specific; protein dimerization activity. The record is from RefSeq and is a predicted model, not a curated record. Gene Ontology annotation, biological process: regulation of transcription by RNA polymerase II.